Messenger RNA from Kogia breviceps (pygmy sperm whale), 2131 nucleotides. NCBI's taxonomy places the organism in Eukaryota, Metazoa, Chordata, Mammalia, Artiodactyla, Physeteridae. The record is from RefSeq and is a predicted model, not a curated record.
AUGCCAGCCGUGGACUCUGGCUGGGGCCCUGGGCUGGGCCUGUACCUGGGCGUCAGUUGGGCCCACAGAGGCCAAGGCCCAAGAGGUCCAGCAAGAGAGCAGGCCGAGCACGUGGGCAGCCGGCUCAGGUUCCGAGCUGACCGACCUCCCCCUGCGCUGGAGCUGCAGCCCUGGGAGCUUCCCGACGACGUCCGACCGCGAUUUGAGGGGCUGAGGAGCGGCCUCUCCCGCCCGUCCCCCGCUCCGUCCUGCCCUCCGUACCCUUAUCCCAUACUGGCUGUGCGGCCAGCCUCCCCGACUCCGCCCACCCCCGACCCCGGGCCUAGUGUCACAGCAACACUCAUCGGCAGAGGCGUGCCAGGGCUCCUGGGGGUGACCCGUGCGUUCCCCAUCGACUUGGCCGAGGCUCGGCUACAGAACCAGCGUGGACAGGAAAUCUACAAAGGAACGUAUGUUGGGGGCCGGGGGUGCGUCGGGGUGCGGGGCCCAGCAGGCCUGGGCAGGGCGGGGCGGCUGCCCGCUCACCCUGACCUUGCUGGCCUCCGCCUCCACGGCAGUGGACUGCCGGGGAAGACAGUUGGUGGGGAGGGCUUCCUGGGCGCCAACCGAGGCGGGCUCCUCGGGGCCCGGGGUGGCACGGACUUGGGGGGCUUGACCUUGCUUCUGCGAGGAGAGUGGGAACACAUCUGCACGCGAAGCCCUGGGACGCAUGCGGCUGCCAGCCCUGCCCCGCAGGACCUCGCGAUCAGGCUGAAUUUGGGGAACUGGUCACUUGUCGCGGGGGCGGGUGGCAGGAACAAGACACAGGUGACUUGUGGGAAGUGCACAAAGGAGCUGUCGGGCACAUGCAGUCCCAGCGGGGUGGCGGAAAAGAAAGGGCGUUUCUGUGAAAUAGAGGAGCCCCCCGACUCCCAGGGGCCCCACUUGUCCCGGAAGCUCACUGGCUGGGGGAGGGGGUCCCUGUGGCUGCAGACGCCCCACCCUCGCGGUUUCCUUCCAGGAGCCGCGGUGAACCUGACCGCGGUCACCCCAGAGAAGGCCAUCAAGCUGACGGCCAGUGACUUCCGGCAGCAGCUUCUGGAGGACAGUUGCAUUGCGCUCUUUUCUGGAAGGUGGCGGGAGCGGGUGGCGACCACGCCUCGGCUCACCUGUGUUCGGCCUGACGACCUGACGUCCAUAUACUGCAAAAUGCUGUGUGCAGCUGGGCUGGGCCAGGCGGUGGUCACCUGUCCCCUGGAAAUGCUCAAGAUGCAGCUGCAGUGCUGGGCGCCUGCCCCUGCCCCGCGGGGCCCCCUUUCCCGCGGCAGGCGCCCGGCCGCGGCCCUUAUCGCCAGGGAGCUGCUCCGCACCCAGGGCCUGGUGGGGCUCUACCGGGGGCUGGGAGCCGCCCUUCUCGGGCCCACACGAGCGUCCAGUGCUCUGGGGCCCGGCAAGGCCUGCCUGCAAAGGCCUGCAGAUCGCUCCCCAGUCGGCGAGCGGGGAGAACCCAAUGCCGUGGCUGUGCGUGUCUGGCUCCUCGGGUGCCGGCAGGCGGGUGGGGAAGCCAAGUCCUUUCCCCUCCGCCGUCUCCACCCACACUGUCACUGCCACCGGGGAGCGAUGGUGACCGGGCUCCUCCCCGCCCCGCUACAAGGCCUGAGCGGCUGGGAGCUCGGCGCGGCCGCCCCUCCUCCGCGGGGACACCCCCUUCUCCGGCAUCUCCUUCCCCCGGGGGUCAGGGAGCCCACGGGGAAGGCCUCCUUCGCGCACUCCUUCACGUCUGGCUGUGUCGCAGGCCCGGUGACGCCUCUGGAAGCCGAGCACGUUGCAGGUGGAGCAGCACGACUUGCUCUCCAGGGGAGGCGUGUGUAGACUCGUCUGUAGGACGAACAUUCUGCACUUUCAGGAUGCAGGAGAUGAAACAGCCCCAGCGUGAAAACCACGUAGGGUCACGACCCACGGCCCCUGCCGAAACUCUCAUCUCUGACGAACCCUUCACCUUAGGGCUUCCUGUCCCCAGGAGGGUUUGGGCACCAGCUGUCAGUGACCGCUGGCCCUCUACGACUUGAGGCUAAUGGCGGGAGGAGAGGCUUCCCCGUCUCAGGGCUGCCCCUGCUCAUGCUCCGAGAGCCGGGCUCUCGUGCAGUGGGUC